Molecule: messenger RNA, 2196 nt
Organism: Clunio marinus
Lineage: Eukaryota; Metazoa; Arthropoda; Insecta; Diptera; Chironomidae
Source: the annotation of a GenBank genome assembly
AUGGUCAAAAAAUUGUAUAAAAUUAUUUUAAGUACUGCAAUUUCAACCUUUAAUCAUUUGGUUCACGUAUGUGAUAAAAUGUCAUCGGAAAUGUUCAAAGCUCGUUACGACAACUAUCGGCUUGUUAGAGUUCAUUUAGAAUCAGCUGAACACGUCACUUUGUUCACUGAAUUGGAAGCUGAAAGUGAUAGUUUCACUUAUUACGGUCAUGCCUUAAGAUUCCCUCAAAGUUUGACAAUUCUUGUUGCUGCUCACAAAAUUUAUGAAUUUCAAGACAUUGUUGAUCGUUAUCAUGUGAAAUGGGAUGUAUUGCAACAAAACAUUCAAAAUCUUAUCGAUGCUGAAAAAUCUACAAUCAAACCUAAAGGAACUCCAGCAGAAGAUUUUGAUUGGAAUCACUACCAUCACUUGGAAACAAUCUUUCGUUGGAUGGAUAAGCAAAUCUCUGAAAAUGAUUUUGUAACUGGAUUUGAGAUUGGCAAGACUUAUGAAGGAAAACCAAUUCGUGGAUUGAAAAUAUCAAAACAAGAAGGCAACACGGGAGUUUUCAUUGAUUCUGGAAUUCAUGCACGAGAAUGGAUUGCACCAGCUGUUGCCACAUACACAAUCAAUCAGCUGAUACACUCAAAAGAUCCAGCGAUUGUUGAUCUCGCACUUAACUUUGAUUGGUAUUUUGUGCCUGUUUUGAAUGCUGAUGGAUAUGUCAAUACAUUUGAGAAAGAUCGUCUGUGGAGGAAAAACACAAAGCCUUAUGGACGAUGUCGUGGCGUUGAUUUGAAUCGUAACUUUGAUAUCAACUGGGGUGGAACUGGAGCAUCUCAUAAUAAAACGACUUAUGAUUUCUGUGGAUCAGAAGCUUUCUCCGAACCUGAAGCUAAAGCAAUCAAAGACUUCCUUGACAAACAUACUAAAGACUAUCGUAUUCAAACUUAUUUCUCACUUCAUAGCUUCAGUCAACUUUACAUGUUUCCUUACGGCUACAACACUGAGAAAGUUAAAAACUACGAAGAUUUAAAGAAAAUUGGAGCGAAGGCCGUUGAAGCGAUCAAAGACACUCAUGGGAAAGUUUAUGUUGCUGGAAGUUCCAUUGAGACAAUUUAUCCAAACUCUGGAACAAGCAUGGAUUAUGUUUAUGAACAUUAUGAUAUUCCAAUAACUUUUACAAUUGAACUUCGUGGAGAUAAAAGUACUCCAACAUUUUUCACGAUGGCUAGUGAUACGGAUGAAAAUAAAGCGAGGUACGAUUUUUAUCGAUUAAUUCGGCUGAGUCUUGAGAAUGAAGAACAAGUCUCAGUCCUUCAAGAAGUGGAAGUCAGUAGUGAUAGUUACACAUUUUAUGGUCAAGCAACAAAAGCACCUCAGGAUCUCAUGAUUUUGGUACCAGCACAUAAGAUCUAUGAAAUUCAAGACAUUAUUGAGCGCUUUAAAAUUAAGUUUAAAAUUUUGGAAAGAAACGUACAAAAAUUAAUUGACGAUGAGAAGGCGACAAUCAAACCCAAAAAUACAUCUGCUGAUGACUUCGGAUGGGAUCAUUAUUAUCAUUUAGAUACAAUUUAUCGCUGGAUGGAUAAGUUAAUUAAUGACAAUGAGUUUGUGACAGCAUUUGACUUAGGAAAGACACACGAGGGGAUUCUUAUACGAGGAUUGAAAAUCUCUAAACAGAAAGGUAACACUGGAGUCUUUGUUGAAGCUGGAAUUCAUGCCAGAGAAUGGAUUGCACCAGCUGUUGCCACCUACACAAUCAAUGAAUUAAUUCAUUCAAAAGAUCCAGCAAUUGUUGAUCUCGCACUUAACUUUGACUGGUAUUUUGUUCCUGUUUUGAAUGCUGAUGGAUAUGUCAUUACAUUCGAGAAAGAUCGCUUCUGGAGAAGAAACACGCAACCUUAUGGACGAUGUCGUGGCGUUGAUUUGAAUCGAAACUUUGAUAAGAUUGGUGAGAGAGCAGUUGAAGGAAUCAGGAAAGUUCAUGGAAGAAUUUACGAUACUGGAAGCACAUUCGAAACGAUUUAUCAAAAUUCAGGUAGCAGUGUUGAUUAUGCUUAUGAGAACUACGACAUUCCAAUUGCUUUCACAAUUGAAUUACGUGGCCCAAGAGACACACCAAAUCUCUUCCUACUUCCUGCUGAUGAGAUCAAACCAACAUCUGAAGAGAUUCUUAGUUCAUUUGUUGCUGUUCUAAAUGAGGCUCGAACUUUA